UUUCUCUGUUGGGUGUGUGUUUUUUUUCUGUGUGUGUGUGUGUGUCUUUUUCUUUCUUUCUCUUUUUCUACUCUACGCGUACUAUGGCUGGUCGACAUCAACCUCAAUACGCGCGCUAUACUUCGAAUCAACCUUAUCCAUCCAACAACCUGAAUGUGCCUUAUCCUCAACAAUCAACCCCUAGUAAUCAAUACAACAAUAAUCAAUAUGCAUCUAUGCCAUCUCCAUAUUCAAGUUCACCUUCACCAGGUUAUCAUUCACCGAAUAUGAAAUAUACACAUGCUCCCUUAAAGAAAUAUACCCUUCAACCUCCUUCUCGAAAACUACCUUUGAGUAAAACCAUGCCUUCAUUAGGCUUUCCCGGCAUGUUCCCUCAACGUCCAGGACAAGACGAAGAUGUCUUGACAGAGUCCAAUGUACGUCAUGGUUUUAUUGAUCGACCUGUUGUUUCCAAUGAACAUACGUGUGCACAUGAUAUUGUGUAUGGCAAAUUACAAGAUGAUCAACGUUUGUUAGGUGAAUUGGGCAGUUUUAUGGUGGAUGUAUUACAACGUCAAAGUAGAGCUGGAAUGAUGACAGGACCUUCUUCUUUUAAGCCACCUGUCAGGACAGCAUUAUCAGACACAAAAAGAGAACAAUGGAUGCAAGAAUUAGCAGGUGGCGUUGUUCCCCUGAGGAAAUUAGCACGUAAUGUGCCUCAUGGAUUUAAGGGUGAAAAACUAUUAGAGGCAUUAGCAUCCAAGCAAGUACCGUUUUUACGUGCAACAUGGUAUAUCAAGACAGUUGGUUUAUCUGAAAUGAGUCAACGAAGUGCAAGUAAUGCAACAGCUUCUUUAGGAUCUCAACCUAUUCAAUGGACAGCCAUUGUGACUACUCACCUAAAGAAGCAAUUAAGUGAAUUGUUGCCUAAUCACACCAACAAUGCACCUAGUCCACAUCCCUCUACACCAGGGCGUGGUUAUCGAGCUGGCUAUGUCCACCAUGAUACACCCAGACCAUGGGGCACACAAGAGACCAGACAUAAGUUUGAGCAAAAAUGGUCUUAUAGUAUCAAAUUAGCACGAUGGCAGUAUUUUGAAGGAUUAUUGGAUCAACGUACUUUUCUCAAAUGGACACUGGACACAUUGGCAGCCAGUAGUUCAUUUGAGAUUAUGUGGUUAGUCUUGACUGGUAUUGUACAAGACUAUGUGGAUGAAUACAAGCGAAAUCGAACAUUGACCAAACUCUUGAUUGAAACUUUGAUUAAGUCUUAUAGUGCACUAUUACAGUGUAUGAAAUCCCAUACAUUAUAUGAUGGCUUAAAGAAAGAUAUUGAGCAUGUCAUGCAAGCCUUGUUUCUGUCUGCACCAGACAUGUUUGUGAUCCCCAAGCUAUACCAUCAAUAUCGGUCUUUGUUUGACAAUAUCUUGGGAGAUACGCCCACAAGGCCAUCUGAUGUCUCGCGUGUAUUGAAAGAGUAUUGGCAUAUGAUUAAGGCACGCAAUGAAGUAUUCUGUGGCACAAUAGAAGAGAAUGAUACCAAACUACAGAAAAAGACAAUAGAAGUAGCCACAUCCUCACUAGGAUCAAAAGAAGAGCGUGUGGUUCAUGUAUUAGACAGCAUUGGUACACAUGUCGAUAGCCUGACUGGACUCUUGUUGGACCAUGAUACUUGGGUGGACAUACGUGGUCAUUCAGCCAAGACAGCAGCCAAGUCUAUCUUUGGUACCACUCGACUACAGUCCACUACGUUUUUUGAAUUGGUGGAUAUCAUGUGUUGCUGGGCUACAAGCGAUUCUCGCUAUGGUGAUUGGAAAGCCUAUCUUGUAGGAUCCAUACUCUUGUCAUGGCUUCAACAGACAAAAUACAGCCAGAAUGCCAUGCUACAAGAUGGACUGAUUCGCUUUUUGGACAAUCGAGACUAUCAUACAAGCAUUGUGUAUCUAUUUGAUGUCUUGAUUCGACUCAAGCUAUUCUCCUAUCAGAAAUACUUGCUUCGGUUGAUUGCUCGAGGUGAUCUUGAACCCAAAAGACGCCAUAUACACCAAACACAGCAAUGUCUUCAGUAUCUUGCUUCUUUUCCUUUAUUACAUCCAGCACCUGCUUACCUUGCAAAUCAGCGCAGAGUGGCAUUGUAUGGUACAAAAAAUGAUGGCACUGAGCAACAGACACUAGAGACAUUAAAGCACUGGGCUCGAUUGGCUGUGAUGGGCUAUGACCAUCAAGACACGGAUGGCUUGUUUGGUGCAGAUGCACAAGACAUGACACAGCCAGAAUCUUUGGAUACACAACAAUCUUAUGAAUUAGCAUUCCGUGAUAUUCAGCCUGAAUUUAUCGAGACCAUUCAGUCUACAUCUCGCUAUUCAGUAUUGGACUUUACGGGUCAUUGGCUGUUAGAUCAAGUCAAACGAUUUAUUGUCAAGAGUAUACAAAUUGGUGAAGAUAACUGGAGAGUCAUGACUUCACCUGGUUCUUGUCUGUUAAACCCAAGGCAGUUUGUGACGAUUGUUCGUAUCAUGGAGCAUGCUAAAGACUACCUUAACUUGAUUGAAAUGGCACUUUGGGUACUAGAAAAAUCGAAUGACCAUACCAUGUAUCCUUAUGUUGUGGAUUGUUUACGCAAAUAUGCUAAUUAUUGGAAACUAACAAACAAUGGUACACGUAUUGCAAAUGCUGUCUGGGCUAAACAUGCUAUCCUUGCCAGUAGAAAUAACAAAGAACGGUGUAUUAUGAUGUACAUGGUUCAAUUGGUACAAGAAGGUUAUGUGAUUGAUGAUUUACUCAAGAUACAACUUCAACAAGAUCUUAGAGCCAAGUACAAGAUCCGUCAUGGUCCUCUCUCUAUCAAGCAAGAGCUGGCUCAAUUGGCCAAGGAUCCUACCUGUCAACAAUUGGUCUUUGAAUCCUUAUGUAUGCCCUCACAAAAUCCAGCUGGCUGGAUAAGUGCGAUUUUAGAAACAGUAGGCGAUAUUCUGGCUCAAGAGAGAAACACUCAUGUAUUGCAUUUUCAUCGUAUGAUGAGAGUCUUUGUCAAAAUGAUCAAGGAUGUCGCUGAUAUUACCCUAUUGACAGGUCAAGCAGAUGAUGCUGUCAUCCAAUGGUUAUGCCACCAUCCAAUAGCAGUUCAAGAUAUGCAACAGAAGGGUGCUUGGGUGCCUUUAUUGGUGACUAUUCUGGUAUCAUACAAUGUGGUAGGGCUAGCCAAGGUGAUUCAAGAUUAUGCUCUGCUUGGAUUUGAGCAAAUCAGGCAGCAGCAACAGCAACAGUAUCAAGAUACAGAAGAUACAAAACUCGUUGUCUUUUGUCAGAAUUUGAUUGUCUUGAUUCGCUUGUUGGUUGUUCAGUCCAGUAAUACUUUAGAAGAGGGAUGGCAAUUGCGAAUAGAGGAAUAUUAUCGGCUUCAAGUACAGCGUCGAUCUGAAUUAGCCAGUAGUUUAGACCGUAUUGAACCCAUGUUUGGAUUAAUGGAGCGACUUGUGUUGAUUGCGACCAAUUUACCGCUUAGUUCAAGUCUGUUACAAGACUUGGUGAUGUUGCGAGCCGAUUUACUUCAGAUUACUUGGUUUAGACAAGCCUGUCUUCGUGACUUGAAUGGCGUCUACCAGCGAUUUGCUGCCCGAGAAGCAGAGGCAGCCAUGGAGAAACGCAUGAAGAAGAAGAUGCUGAAUAUUGUAGAUGAACUCAUUGGUGGAAAUAACCUCAGCAAUGAUCGACAGAGCAUGCUUCAAGACACUUCGCCUGAUUUCGUGGAUAAACUACACAGGGUGUUUCUAAACGUGAGUCAGUGGAAUGAGGCACAAUGUCGAGUCCAAGUGAACUUGCUGUUAGAUAAUAUCUCACUAUCAGAUGGGCAUCCUAAUAACCCUCAUAUCUUGGGAGAUGAUGCCAUGGACAUGCCUCCUUCUCAUGCUGAUAAUACGACCAACAAAGACUUACAGUCGUUUGUGUAUUUCUUUUAUGAUGUGGUGCUAUCAGAUAUCAAGACAACAGAUGUUCAGAGACGAUUUCAGUUCUUCAAGAAUUUGAUUCAUGAAUUAAGAGAGCCUGUGUUGCUUGAAUUACUACAUCAUGGUGUUCAAUUACUGGAAGGAGACCCUUCACAGAGUUUUCCUGAUAAUGUGCUGUUGAUGCAAGUGACAGAGUCAGGAAGCCCAUUUGAUUCAGACAAAUUUGCUUAUCGAAGUCAAUCCUUUCUCAAUAUCACACUGCAUAUUUUGGCAGAGAAUGUAUGGUCUAAUGAAAAAAAGAUUGCAUUGGUAAAGACUGUGUUUGGACAGAUCAGUCGUUUUAAAAAUGAAUUGCCAGUCUAUAAAGUGAUGCAGAGUGCCAAUGUAUGUUAUGCAGAUGCUGUCAAUGCACUGCAACUCGUCAAAAGCAAUGUGGAUAUGGCUAUUGCGUUGCUAGUGACAGAAGGAUUGCCUGAAAACAUGAAUGAAGAAUUCGUAGAUGACGGGAAAAAGCUAUCUUUACAAGACAUUCGCCAUAGUCUUUUGAUUCGAUUACGUCUUGUUGUGCCAUUUGCUUCUUUAAUAUGGGAACAUCCUAAAGAAGAUGAAUGUCAUAUUUUAGAGUGGAUUCGAGUCCUUGUUCCGUUAUUAGGUAACCCUAUUGUUCAUGGUAAUGGAAGUCAAGAACGCUUCUUUGAGUUUACUUUGGAUUUUGUAUCCUUACUUGUAGAUGAGGUACCAAAAGAACUCAAAAAGACAAGCUUAUCUCUACUUGGUUCUAUGCAUGCUGAACUAACUUCUAUCCCAGCCAUGUUCCAUAGUCGAGUCAAGCGUAUCAUGCCCUUCCUUACCCAUAAUAUCUAUUUAGCCAAUACCCGCCUUGCUUCCUCCAUGUUAGGCUUACCACCCACAUCAGACUCUCAACAACAACAACAGCAUCUAGAGAGUUGUCUAGAGCAAAGUAAACCAUGGGAAUGGCUUGAAGACUAUGUGAGCGAACCUCCACAUGAUAAUGAUGCACCUAUCAACCUCAGUCUAUUUCAUGCCAAAAAAUCAAAACGGGUUGAAAGUGCCUAUGUUCGAUGGUUCAAAUUUGGUUUUGAUGGCACACAUCAACCUCAUCUUUCAACACUUGAGACGCCUCAAGCGAAAAAGAGAAAAACAGAGAUGGAAGAAGGUGAACUUCCUUGAUUGUAAAUAAAGAAUUUUAUUUUGUUUUGGGUACUUCCAAGACAUGCCCAGGCAUGACA
This is a messenger RNA of Gilbertella persicaria, 5176 nucleotides long. RefSeq lists its product as uncharacterized. Gene Ontology annotation, biological process: regulation of transcription by RNA polymerase II. Lineage: Eukaryota; Fungi; Mucoromycota; Mucoromycetes; Mucorales; Choanephoraceae. The record is from RefSeq and is a predicted model, not a curated record. Gene Ontology annotation, cellular component: mediator complex. Bases 84 to 5117 code for a protein of 1677 amino acids. Gene Ontology annotation, molecular function: transcription coregulator activity. The transcript has 10 exons.